Molecule: messenger RNA, 462 nt
Organism: Seriola dumerili (greater amberjack)
Lineage: Eukaryota; Metazoa; Chordata; Actinopteri; Carangiformes; Carangidae
Gene: fabp1
Product: fatty acid binding protein 1
Exons: 4
Coding region: 43-426 (127 amino acids)
Biological process (GO): fatty acid transport
Cellular component (GO): cytosol; nucleus
Molecular function (GO): fatty acid binding
Source: RefSeq, a predicted model, not a curated record
GGCAGAUAACCACUUCUUACUUCACCUUCACUGUCAGCCACCAUGUCUUUCUCUGGGAAGUUCCAGCUGGAGACUCAGGAGAACUUUGAGCCUUUCAUGAAGGCCAUUGGUCUCCCUGAUGAUCUCAUCCAGAAAGGCAAAGAUAUCAAGAGCAUGUCUGAGAUCGAGGAGACUGGCGACAACUUCAAAGUGACGGUCACAACUGGCUCAAAGGUCCUUGUCAACAGCUUCACCAUCGGAAAGGAGGCUGAGCUGGAAACCAUCACUGGAGAGAAGGUCAAGGCGGUGGUCCAUCGUGAAGGCAAUAAGCUCAAGGUUUCCCUGAAGGGAAUUGAGUCUGUCACAGAACUGGUGGAUGGGAACACAAUUGUCAAUACAAUGACUCUCGGUGGCAUUGUGUACAAGAGGACGAGUAAACGCAUGUAACUGUCUGCACUAGGGAUAAUAAAAUGUAAAAGACAA